AUGGAGGCGAUGACUGAGGAAAAGAUUCUCUCUUUCUUCCAGGGCUGCAUCCCCAAUGACUUCAGCUCCAGAACCCAGACUCAGGCCGACCGCAUCCUUCGCCUGUUUGCCAAGGUCCGGGAGGAGCUGCUGCAGGAGCUGCAGAAGAUCGAGGGGGCGGAGUUCAAACUGGACACCUGGAAGCGUGCGGAAGGUGGUGGAGGUGUAAUGUCCGCAAUCUCCGAGGGAGAAGUGUUGUCAAAAGCAAACGUGGAUAUUUCCAUAGUAACCGGGAAGGUCCCUAAAGCUGCCGUCAAACAUCUGCAUCAAGCCGCCAAGAUUACCACCAGCCUGGAUGAAAGUCACUUCAACCUGCGUGUGGUAGUGAUGAAACUCAAUGAUGGUGCUGAGGUGGGCUGGUAUGGCGGUGUGAUGGACAUCAAUCCUUCCUAUCUGGUGCCAGAGGACGCAACCCAUUUCCACAAGACUCUGAAAGAUAUGUGUGACAAACACGAUGCCAGCUACUACCCACGCUUCAAGAAGUGGUGUGACGAGUACUUCGUCAUCCCACAUCGAGGAGAACAUCGCGGACUCGGCGGAAUCUUCUUUGAUAAUCUGAUGUCUCAGGAAGAGGGAAACUUCAGCUUCCUGGAAUCCUGUACGAAGACCAUCAUCCCAGCCUACCUUCCCAUUCUAAAGGCCCACAUGUGUGAUACCUACAGUGACCAGGAGAUGGCAUGGAAGCAACUUCGAAACGGCAGGUACACCGAGUUCAAUCUGAUGCAUGACAAAGGCAUGAAGUUUGGUCUCCAGCUCUCAGGAUUCCGGAAGGAGACCCUCUUUGCCUCAUUGCCUCUUACAGCCAUGUGGGGCUACAAGUUGGACCCUGAGCCAGGUAGCAGAGAGGAUGAGCUGGUGCAGGUGCUGCGCUGUCCUCGGGAGUGGGCCUGA
Molecule: messenger RNA, 930 nt
Organism: Sardina pilchardus (European sardine)
Lineage: Eukaryota; Metazoa; Chordata; Actinopteri; Clupeiformes; Clupeidae
Product: oxygen-dependent coproporphyrinogen-III oxidase, mitochondrial-like
Exons: 7
Coding region: 1-930 (309 amino acids)
Cellular component (GO): cytoplasm
Molecular function (GO): coproporphyrinogen oxidase activity
Source: RefSeq, a predicted model, not a curated record